GUGAUGAAAAUAAUCAAUAACUAAAUCUGAUCUGCUGUCGCUUGUUUUUGUGACUUGGCUGGCGGGGGUGUUGUCCUAGAGAGCGUGAAUUAGAUUAUAAUUCUAUAGAACUUUGUGCGGCAAUGCGUUGACUUGUCGGUAAAUUGCCUCAUGGAUCCUAUAAAAAGGAAAAAUCUAGCAAAAUAUCGGUGGCUCAUUUUAAGAAAAGCCCUGUUAGGCAGAAGAACUUCUGACGUUCCAAGCAAAGGAUCCAUCCGCGUUCACAACAGUGUCGCAUUGUUUCACAUAACUGAAACGAGGAAUGGCGACCUUGAAUCAUGGAUGGAUUAUAAACAUGAUGGCACACCACCGCUGACUGUACAAAUCAAAAGAUCUCUUUCAAUCUUGUCUAUGGAGGAUUUGAUCGAAGGUGACAACACUGGAAAUGUCUGCAUUUGGGCUUCAGAGCAAGUGAUGGCAAGAUAUUGUGUUGUAAACAUGAAGCAGUUUUAUAACAAGUCCGUCAUCGAAAUUGGAGGAGGUUCGAGUUGUCUAGCUGGAUUAUUCAUUGCAAAAUAUGGCAAUGCAUCGAGGGUUGUUUUGUCUGAUGGAAAUAAUAAGGCAAUCACGAAUGUAGACUCCAUCAUUAGAAAGAAUUUUUGUAAUAAAAUGGACAAUUUAAAAAUUCCUGAAGCUGUACAAAUUGAAUGGGAUAAUGAAGAAGUUCUCGUCCAAUACGCCGCACAAUUCGAUUUUUUAUUUUGUGCCGAUUGUCUGUUCAGAGAUGAUAUUAGACGACAUCUUGCCCUAGCUAUAUUUAGGCUGCUUACAUCAGAAGGCGAAGCUAUCAUUUUUGCCCCUCGCCGUGGAAAUUCUAUGAAUGAUUUUCUCAAGCUUGCUAAGGAAUUGUUUGGUAUUUCUGGAGUGUCAAUCAUACAGAAAUAUGAUGAAAAAGUUUGGCAAUUUCAUCUGUCUAAUUUAAAUGUUUCCUCAUAUAAUGAAGAUAUACAUUAUCCCUACCUUAUCAAGCUGACUAAAAGCUUGAAGAAUCCUAGUUUGCUUACAGCAGCUAGCUCAGCAUGAUGGUUUUUACCAAUCCUUGCCUUUUACUAGACUUUUUUGUACCUUUUUAAAAUUAAAUAAUAACAAGGUUAAUUUCGUUUUGUAUCUCUUAAACCCUUUAAUCUGAUUGAAAAUUUUCUUCCUUGAUUAUUGUAAUUUUGAUUCUGAGAAGCCUUGCCAAUUUGCAAUAGUAUCAACUUUACUGCCCAAUUUUAAGAAUUUAAUUAAAUAUUUAAAUUCUAUUUCAUAUCAUAAUAUGAUUUAGGCUGCUUUAUUAUGCCUGUUUCUUAUCUCAGUAUUUUAAAUCAACAUCACAUACAAUAAUUAUCUAGCACUUCGAUUAUUUUCACAUUCCUUUCUAUAAUUUUGGUUUGCACUGUGAUUUUGCAAUUGUAUGUCCAGUACAUAGAUUUGUGUUCAUAAUUAUGACCCAUAACCCAGUAUUUAAUGACAUUCUAGAACCCAAGUUUGAUAUGCCACUUCUUUCCAGUUCGUUUCAAGCAUGUGCAUACGAGUUUCAACCAUGAAAUUAAGAUUAAAUUUGCAUUCCUUAUAUAUAUAAACAAAUGAAGUUGGACUUAUGCACUUUA
Molecule: messenger RNA, 1631 nt
Organism: Styela clava
Lineage: Eukaryota; Metazoa; Chordata; Ascidiacea; Stolidobranchia; Styelidae
Product: calmodulin-lysine N-methyltransferase-like
Cellular component (GO): cytoplasm
Molecular function (GO): calmodulin-lysine N-methyltransferase activity
Source: RefSeq, a predicted model, not a curated record